AUGCUCGAUAUUAAUUUAUUCAGAGAAUACAAGGGCGGUAAUCCAGAGAUUAUUAGAGAGUCUCAACGAAGAAGAUUUGCCGAUGUUACUCUUGUUGAUAAAGUCAUUGAAUUGGACGAAGUAUGGAGAGCUACCAUUGGUAAAUUGAAUCAUAUCAAGAGUUUUACUGGUAUUAUCAGCAAGGAAGUUGGUAAUCGUAUGAAAAACAAGGUUCCACUCGGUGAUGAUUUGGAAUUACCAAAAGAAGUCACUGAUGAUGUUUAUGCCCUCUUCACAAAGGAGGCCCUCGAACAAGGAUCUUUGGCAAAACUCAAUACCAAUCAACUGAAAAAGCUCUCUACAUACAUUACCGAAGUUCAUAUUAAGAAUUCUGAAGAGGAGGUGAAGCAAAAAGAAAAGGAGAGAGAUGAUGUUUUACUUCAAAUUGGUAAUAUUGUUCAUGAGACUGUUGUUGUCAGUGAUAAUGAAGAUAAUAAUGGUAUUGUGAGAAUGGUCGGUAAUCCACGACCAAAAGUUGAUCCAGAGACUGGAUACAAAUGUCUCAAGCAUAUUGAUAUCAUGAGAAAAUUAGGAGGAUUAGCCACAGAAGAAGGUACUCAAGUCGGUGGUGGAAGAGGUUACUUUUUACUUGGAGAUUUGGUCAGAAUGAAUUUGGCUCUUCAAAAUUAUGCCAUUGACUUUUUGGCCAAGAAGGGAUACAUGCCAAUUUACACACCAUUCUUCAUGACUAAGGAACAAAUGAAGAAGGUAGCUCAAUUGUCUCAAUUUGAUGAAGAAUUAUAUACUGUCACAGGAGAAGGUGAAGACAAGUAUUUGAUUGCCACCUCUGAACAACCAAUUGCUGCUUUCCACUUGGAGAAGCGUUUUGAUGAGAGUGAGCUUCCAAUCAAGUACUGCGGUAUGUCCACAUGUUUCAGAAAAGAAGUUGGUGCUCACGGUAAGGACACCUUGGGUAUUUUCCGUGUUCACCAAUUCGAAAAGAUUGAACAAUUUGUUGUCACUUCUCCAAAGGACAAUAAGAGUUGGGAAAUGUUCGAUGAAAUGAUUGGAAACUCUGAAGCUUUCUAUCAAAGUCUUGGAAUUCCAUACAGAGUGGUAAAUAUUGUCAGCGGUGCUUUGAAUAAUGCUGCUGCCAAGAAAUUCGACUUGGAAGCUUGGUUCCCAGGAGCUGAUGAAGGUAACGAAUACAGAGAAUUGGUUUCUUGCUCCAACUGUACCGACUACCAAACUAGAAGACUCGAGGUCAAGUAUGGUAAGAGCAAGAAGCAAGGUAGUGAGGUUGAAUUUUGCCACAUGUUGAACUCUACAUUGACUGCUACCUCUAGAACACUUUGUUGUAUCGUUGAAAACUAUCAAACACCAGAAGGAGUGAAUGUUCCUGAAGUUUUGCAACCUUACAUGGGUGGCACUAAAUUCAUCAAGUUCAAGAAUUAA
Messenger RNA from Naegleria fowleri, 1434 nucleotides. RefSeq lists its product as uncharacterized. Gene Ontology annotation, cellular component: cytosol. Gene Ontology annotation, molecular function: ATP binding; tRNA binding; serine-tRNA ligase activity. Gene Ontology annotation, biological process: seryl-tRNA aminoacylation. The coding region runs from base 1 to 1434 and encodes 477 amino acids. NCBI's taxonomy places the organism in Eukaryota, Heterolobosea, Eutetramitea, Acrasida, Naegleriidae. The transcript has a single exon. The record is from RefSeq and is a predicted model, not a curated record.